AAUAUCUUAUGGAAACGAAUAUAACCACGUACGUCCACCAUAGAAGCACUGCAAUUUUAGCACUAAAACGUCUUGAUAUUUUUUGUCAACGUCUUAACAUUUUUAACUCUAAUUUCUCCAACCAUUCCAUCAUAUUAUGUACAUAUAUGUAUGUAUUCACUAACGCAUAUAUAUAGAGACAAUUAGUCAUCUAUCAUUUUAUCCCACACUUAUCUCUUCCAAUCUCCUCUCUCAAAACCAAACAUAAAAAUUUUAUAAGGAAAAGUUAUAAAAAAAAAAACUAUAUCUCUCUUCUUUUGCCACGUAGACAUGGACGUCGAACAUCACAAAUCCGGCCACAUCAGUAGACCAACGGUGGAUAUUCCACCGAGAAAGCUUCUUUCCUCCGCCAAGUCUCCGUCGUCAGUUUCAAGUCCCCUUCGGAACUAUAAAGAACAGAAAGACUAUUGUUACGACUCUGACUCGGAAGAUCCUUACGCCGGAGACCAUUUUCGUAUGUACGAAUUCAAGAUCCGACGGUGCACGCGCAGCCGUAGCCACGAUUGGACCGACUGUCCUUUCUCGCAUCCUGGCGAAAAGGCUCGUCGUCGUGACCCUCGCCGGUUUCACUACACCGGCGAAGUAUGUCCUGAGUUUAGCCGCCACGGCGGUGAUUGUAGCCGUGGCGACGAAUGCGGAUUUGCUCACGGUGUUUUCGAGUGUUGGCUCCACCCGAGUCGGUACCGUACGGAAGCUUGUAAAGACGGUAAGCAUUGUAAGAGGAAAGUCUGUUUCUUUGCUCACUCUCCACGUCAGCUGAGAGUUCUUCCACCGUCGCCGGGGAAUCUCGUUUCCGGUUGCGGUGGAUCACCGUUGUCAUCGCCGGCGUCCGUGUUAAGUAGUAAAAAUAACCGGUGCUGCUUGUUUUGUUCCCACUCUCCGACUAGUACUCUCUUGGGUUUAUCAAUAUCACCGUCUUCAUCUCCGCCUCUGUCUCCGGCUGAUAAAGCCGCUGCAUUUUCACGGCUGAGCCGCCGUCGCACGGCCGUACUAAACGAACUGAUUAGUUCUUUAGAUUCCUUUAGUCUCACGGAAGCACUCGCGGCUUCUUCGUCGUCUCCUGUUACCAUGCCUACUUCCACUGCGGCGAUGAUCGCUUCAUCGAGUCUAAGCAACCACCUCCACCACCGUCUUCCACCGUGGCUUGAUGUCGGAGACAGAGAUCUCCAAUUACAACAGAGUAGUCCUCCACAAUUUGCUCUUUCCCUUUCUUCUACUCCAAGUAACCUCCAUGGUCAGCUUCAACCGCCGCCGUCGAGCUUCUUUAGCGAUGAAUUCACACCACGUGGUGGCCAGUUAAGCGAUUUCACGGCGGCUGCAGCUGCAGCUGCGGCGGCCAAAGCUAGGGAUAAGAAUAGCUAUGAAGUCGGUUCUAGUGGCGAUCUUGAUCUCGGAUGGGUGAACGAUCUCUUGACAUGAUCAAUGUGACGUCAACGGUGAAUAAUCGGAGAUAUUUUACGGCGGCAAGUAAUACACGACGGUGGAGUUCCGUCGUGAAGCCAUUGUUUAUUGAAAAUUGUUAAUUUUUACGAUUUUUUCCAUGGAGCUAUAAUUAAGAGUCUGUACUAUGUCGUGCCUUAAAAAAUAUAAUCAUGUAAGUUAUUUUUGUUAAAUAAGAGUCCAUAACUUCGAUUGUUAUAAUAUUGAUCUCUUGGAACUUGUAAUAAGUUACUAUCCUUGUGAUCGAAUUUCUAUGUAAUGUUUACUUCAAAAUAUCCUGUUUAAUAAAAAAAAGAUGUUGUAGUUAA
This is a messenger RNA of Arabidopsis lyrata subsp. lyrata, 1787 nucleotides long. Its product is annotated as zinc finger CCCH domain-containing protein 61. The coding region runs from base 310 to 1458 and encodes 382 amino acids. The transcript has a single exon. Lineage: Eukaryota; Viridiplantae; Streptophyta; Magnoliopsida; Brassicales; Brassicaceae. Gene Ontology annotation, molecular function: metal ion binding. The record is from RefSeq and is a predicted model, not a curated record.